AUGAGAGACAUUCGGUACCAUUGGAAAGAUGGGGUGAACAGCGUCGGUAUGAGCAACGAGGUGCAGCUGCCGCAGUUCCGGGUGCUCGGCCACCGGCAGCGCGCCACUGUUGUUACAUUGACGACAGUCGGCUACACCAUGCGGGACAUCAGAUACAAAUGGAACGAGGGGCCCAACUCUGUGGGUGUUUCCAGCGAGGUGUCGCUGCCGCAGUUCAAGGUGCUGGGCCAUCGCCAACGAGCUAUGGAGAUCUCCCUUACUACAGGAAAUUACUCAAGAUUGGCAUGUGAAAUUCAAUUUGUACGAUCAAUGGGAUAUUACCUGAUUCAAAUUUAUAUUCCGUCUGGUUUGAUUGUCAUCAUAUCAUGGGUAUCGUUUUGGUUGAACCGAAACGCCACACCGGCUCGAGUCGCUCUAGGUGUUACCACUGUGUUGACGAUGACCACUCUCAUGUCUUCAACGAAUGCAGCUUUACCUAAGAUAUCGUACGUCAAGUCUAUCGACGUAUAUUUGGGAACCUGCUUCGUGAUGGUCUUCGCGAGUUUGCUAGAAUAUGCUACUGUGGGGUAUAUGGCCAAAAGAAUACAGAUGAGAAAACAAAGAUUCGUAGCUAUACAGAAAAUUGCCUCUGAAAAGAAAAUUCCAGUUGAUUGUCCUCCUGUCGGUGAUCCACACACGCUGUCUAAAAUGGGAACUCUUAGUCGGUGCCCACCUGGAAGACCAUCGGAGGUGCGUUUUAAAGUACACGACCCUAAAGCUCAUUCCAAAGGCGGAACCCUGGAGAAUACUAUCAAUGGCGGCCGCAGUGGAGCAGAGGAAGAAAACCCUGGCCCUCCCCCUCAUAUCCUACAUCCUGGCAAGGACAUAAGCAAACUGCUCGGCAUGACUCCUUCGGACAUCGACAAGUACUCUCGCAUAGUAUUCCCCGUCUGCUUCGUAUGUUUUAACCUCAUGUACUGGAUCAUUUACCUACACGUUUCCGACGUCGUGGCUGACGAUCUGGUUCUACUGGAAGAGGAUAAAUAG
Molecule: messenger RNA, 1026 nt
Organism: Spodoptera exigua (beet armyworm)
Lineage: Eukaryota; Metazoa; Arthropoda; Insecta; Lepidoptera; Noctuidae
Source: the annotation of a GenBank genome assembly